AUGUCUUCCGCAUACCCGGCCGGCGACGCAGACAAAGCUCAAGUUUCUGAAACCGAGGAAUACAGUCCCAACGCCGACCCAGUCACAUACGCCAGAUAUCCUACCAAGAUCGCCAAUCCAGGACCUGCCGGAUUAUUCAACUUGGGUGCCACAGCCUUCAUCCUCUCCCUCUACUUCCUCCACGCUCGCGGCGUCCAAGCACCCAAUGUCGUCGUCGGAAUGGCUCUCUUUGCUGGUGGACUUACACAAUUCAUAGCCGGGAUGUGGGAGUUUCCCCGUGGAAAUGUUUUUGGCGCUACAGUUUUUGCAACCUUUGGAUCUUUCUGGCUCUCCUACGCGACCAUCAACAUCCCGGCCUCUGGAAUCCAAGCUGCUUUCGCGAACGAGCAAGAAUUUCACGACGCGUUGGGUAUUUACCUGAUGACUUGGUUCGUGAUCACCUUGUUUUUCUUGGCUGUUGUCAUACGAAGGCACGUCGCGUUCACGGUCAUCCUGGUAUCCCUCGCCAUUGCUUUUCUCUUGUUGGGUAUCUCGGAGUUCAACGGGAACGCUAGUGUCUUGAAAGCCGGGGGAGUGUUUUUACUCAUCGUAGGACUGACAGCGUUCUACAUCGGUGCUUCUGAACUCUUCGCGUCCGAACCUAGGCCAAUCUUGUAUUUACCGCAAGGGGUCCUGGAUAAAGUGUGA
Molecule: messenger RNA, 687 nt
Organism: Marasmius oreades (fairy-ring Marasmius)
Lineage: Eukaryota; Fungi; Basidiomycota; Agaricomycetes; Agaricales; Marasmiaceae
Exons: 5
Coding region: 1-687 (228 amino acids)
Cellular component (GO): plasma membrane
Molecular function (GO): acetate transmembrane transporter activity
Source: RefSeq, a predicted model, not a curated record